This is a messenger RNA of Ceratotherium simum simum (southern white rhinoceros), 691 nucleotides long. RefSeq lists its product as uncharacterized. The record is from RefSeq and is a predicted model, not a curated record. NCBI's taxonomy places the organism in Eukaryota, Metazoa, Chordata, Mammalia, Perissodactyla, Rhinocerotidae.
CAAUCCCCACCCCCGCGCGCGGAGUCCCUGUGACGUAACCGUAACGGCAGUUUCCGGGGUGGAGCCAGGGAGGGCGGGAGUUUAGGCUGCGCCGACCCCUCAGCCCCCCGCCAGGUGACCUCAGCCCCCCGCAAAUCCUCACCCGGGGCCCCAAGUAUCCCAGCCCCAUGACCGCCAAGCCUUCCGCCCUGAGUGCCCCUCGCCCCCGAGGUGACCGACAUCCUCAUCCCUUAACGUCCAGUGCCUCCCAAACCUCCCAUCCCACCCUGUCCCGAUGUGGCAACUGCGGCUUCCCGGGGGCACCUACCUCAGAUUACCUGGGGACAAGCCAGACCGGUCCCGGGAAUUGCCGAGAAGGGGGCCUGGGGUUGGGGAGGCCUUGAUCCAUCGUGCCGCUCCCCAGGAGACGUUCGGAGCCCAGGACAUGUCGGGAUUGAGGAGAUACGAGGUGGCGCUGGAGGCGGAGGAGGAGAUCUACUGGGGCUGCUUCUACUUUUUCCCCUGGCUGCGCAUGUGGCGGAGGGAGCGGAGCUCUGCGCACCCCCGGGAGCAGAAGCUGGAGCCUCUGCGGGGCCUGAUGAGUUGUCUGUCAAACGGCCUGGGCCCUGCUCCCCAGCGCUCCGGUCGCGGCCUCCCCCGCCGCACCCCCGCCGCCACUGCCCAGCCAGCCGGUGCAUUAAAGAUUUAACCC